Molecule: messenger RNA, 1260 nt
Organism: Oppiella nova
Lineage: Eukaryota; Metazoa; Arthropoda; Arachnida; Sarcoptiformes; Oppiidae
Source: the annotation of a GenBank genome assembly
AUGGCUACCGUGUUGCAGUCACAGAUUCUCGUGAAGUUCCACCAGGACAUGAGCAAAUUCCAGCAGCAGUUCAAACCAGCUUUGGUCAACUCGAUCAAGAUUUACUUUUGCAAGCUGAAGAAAUUGUCAUUAGUCCCGGAUCCUCAGUUACCAGCAAUUCAAGCUGCGAUUGCAAAAGGCAUUCCAGUCAUCAGUGAAAUUCAAAUUCUCCGCCGUGCUACAGAUAAACCGAUUGUGGCGAUUACUGGCUCAAAUGCAAAAAGUACCGUGACCACUUUGAUUGGUUUAAUGGCACAAGAUGCAGGGGUUAAGGUUGCGGUAGGGGGUAACUUGGGGCGUCCUGCUUUGGAUUUAACCCAUGAUGAUCCAGAUGUUUAUAUCCUUGAGCUUUCCAGCUUUCAAUUGGAAGCAACCUCAAGUUUAAAUGCCGAAGUGGCUGUGGUUUUGAACAUGAGUGAAGACCACUUGGACCGUCAUGGGGAUAUGGCAGGUUACCAUGCGGCAAAACAUCGUAUUUUUCAAGGUGUGAAAAAAGUCGUAUAUAACCGUGACGAUUCAUUAACUCGCCCAUUGGUACCAGAUGUCACACCGAUGCAAAGCUUUGGGCUCAAUGCACCUGAUUUAAAACAAUACGGUAUCCUAAGAGAAGAUAACGGUACGAUUUGGUUAGCGCGAGGUCGUGAACGUCUACUCAAAAGUUCAGAGAUGUAUAUUCAAGGAACGCAUAAUGUUGCCAAUGCUUUGGCAUGUUUAGCUUUGGGUGAAGCGAUUGGUUUACCAAUGGACAAAAUGCUUGAAACCUUAAAAACCUUUAAAGGUUUAGAGCACCGUUGCGAAUUCGUUAAAGAAGUGAAUGGCGUUCGUUAUUAUAAUGAUUCUAAAGGUACCAAUAUCGGUGCAACUUUGGCGGCAUUGGACGGUUUAGGUGCUGCAAUUGAAGCCCAAGGUGGUCAGGUUGCUAUUAUUUUGGGUGGUCAGGGCAAAGGGCAGGACUUUACUGCACUACGUGAGUCUCUGCAAAAAUAUGCCAAAGUUGCGGUACUGAUGGGUGAAGAUCGCUCAAUCAUUGAAAAUGCCAUUGCAGGGACAACAACGCUGCUACAUGCAGCAUCUUUGCAACAAGCUGUAGAACUUUGUCAACAACAUACGCAUGCGCAAGAUGUAGUGCUAUUAUCACCUGCAUGUGCAAGCUUUGAUAUGUUUACAGGCUAUCCUGAGCGUGGUCAUCGCUUUGUUGAAUAUGUAAAUGCUCUAAACUAA